UCUCAAACACAAACAAAUAUUGUUUCAGGCACAGGGUGGCACUGUGGCAUUUUUAUAUUAAUUAUAAUCCAUUUGUACAUUUUUUUGUAGCUGGCGAUUUUCCGAUGAAGACAAGCUCGGUACAAAGGAGUUGUGUAUAGGUUGAGUGAGUAUCGUCCAACAAUGUCUGCUGAAAUACCCAUGGAGAGACUGUACCAUAGAACGUGCACAGACUCAAAUCAGUCAGUUCAGUCUCCUGCACAUAUCCCACCUACUGGAAUCAGCAGGGUUGAGCACCAAGAGGGUAGACUCGGUUUGCUGGCCUUACAGGGUGAACCAGUGGUUGGCAAGACUCACCCUACCUUCUCCUCUCUUCUGAGCCUCGAUGAUGCUAUCCCCACUGGACAAUACCAGCCAGAUGCCUUUCAGGCCGGUAAUCAGACUAUGCAACAAGCUCCAGAUCAUCCAUGUGAGGUGGUUCAGCAGCAAAUUGAGCAGAUCCACAUGGUGCUACAGGAGCAGGGUAGACUGCUGACUCUACUUGGAACAGUCUCUCUUGAAGGUCUGAUGUUUCCUGCCUGUGUUCCCUUGCGUUGGAUUAGCUUGCCACCUGCCCAGACUGUCAAGAGUGCUGAGAAGCUCCCAGUUUUCCCCGUAUCAUCUCCAUCAGAUCAAAGGAGGCCUGAAAACCAUCCUGUCCCCAGAUGUCCCGGCCAGGAUGUAUUUAGAUCAACAAAAGAUACAGCAGAGCAGAGACACUUACCAGUCAACACAUGGACUGACCAGACUGUACACAAAGAUGGAAACCAGGACCCAGUCAGUCCCUCUGGAGUGAGGAACACCCUGCCAUUUAACCCUGAAGACAGAUCUGCUGUGAGGGACAAAGAGGACCUCAAGGAGCUGAAAACUCAUGAAAUCUCUGAGCCAGUGCAACUGCAGAACCUCAGUGGGAUGAUCAGCUCCACAGAGAGACAUUACUUCUUGCGGGAGGGUGAGGGCAUAUCAAGGACAGACGGAAAUAAUUUCAAAGUCACUGACCAGCAGGAGGUCCAGCAGAGGGCUUCCCUCAGCCCACAGCAGGCCAGCAGGAAGUUAACCUCUGGCAUUCAGAGUAGCUCCUCUGCGCCAACUAUGGUCUUUAAAGGCGAAGAAUCACAGCUUGAAACCUUCCAGUCUCUGACCUUUCAGCCCGAGCAAAGCCGAGAUUUUGGGACUUUACAAGACCCCCGGUGCAGCCAGAGAAACUCCCAAACAGAGUUCCAUGCUCAGGCUAAGGUCUUUUCCCUGGUCCGCAGCCAAGAACAAUCUUAUAUGAACGCUUCUCUCAUGUCCCAACCUGAAACUGUACAUUUUCAAGUAAAAGAGAUAACUGAUGCAACAACAGAUGUAGAAGAAGUGAAGGUUAGCCAAUUACAAGAAAGAAACAAGUCCAGAGAGAAAUCCCAUUUGGAAGAAAUAGAGAACAGUGAUAACCCUCAUUCAAGACAGACAGAAUGUAGAACUAAUCAACCACUCUCUAAGCUGACUGUUAGCAAGACUUUCAGAGACAAAAACGUGAGACACCAAGAAAUGGAAAGCAUGGGUGAAACUGCAGGAGAAAUUGCUGCUGACGAAGACGGGUUGAUAGGUCAGUUUGAAUUCACAACACCUCCUACAAAAAUGUCUGUAAGCUCAUCUGGUGCAACCUCAGGUGAACGACGGGAACAAUCCCUGCAGCAGCAGAGCACACCCAAGCAUCCCGGCGCUGUGCAUCAAUCAAACUUAGUCAACGUUUCCCCCACUCUGAGGGACAACAAAGUUUCCCCUUGGGUCUGGAGAAAUCAGGAAGUGAUUGUUAAUUUUAAGACCAUAAACGACCACAUGGAGAGAGUCUCAAACUUUAACAUGGAAACUCUAUCCACAGACUGCGAUCAAACAAAAACACAAUUUCAUCUCUGCCGGUGCAGAAAGUCAAGACCAGGAAGCGGCGCAGGCUCAGAUUGGGUUGAAGGUCAAAGACAAGCUACAACAACAACAGCGUUUUGUCUUUGUGUGCCAAACAACACAAGUCAAGUCUCAACACCUCUGAAAUGCAGUACAUUUCCCAUGCAUUCCACAACAAGAAGCAGUAGCAGUGAGAAUGAAGCUAACCCAUCCGCCCGGUGUCACCAGUUUCCCAAGCUCCCAUCUCAUCCUCCCUGCCUUGGCCUCCAGGAUUCCCAUUUAGAGAAUGAUCAUGCCAGUGAAGCUGAGGAGGGAUGA
This is a messenger RNA of Micropterus salmoides (largemouth bass), 2220 nucleotides long. RefSeq lists its product as uncharacterized. Bases 163 to 2220 code for a protein of 685 amino acids. The record is from RefSeq and is a predicted model, not a curated record. The transcript is spliced from 7 exons. Lineage: Eukaryota; Metazoa; Chordata; Actinopteri; Centrarchiformes; Centrarchidae.